Molecule: messenger RNA, 4402 nt
Organism: Didymella exigua CBS 183.55
Lineage: Eukaryota; Fungi; Ascomycota; Dothideomycetes; Pleosporales; Didymellaceae
Product: P-loop containing nucleoside triphosphate hydrolase protein
Exons: 3
Coding region: 124-4089 (1321 amino acids)
Cellular component (GO): membrane
Molecular function (GO): ABC-type transporter activity; ATP binding; ATP hydrolysis activity
Source: RefSeq, a predicted model, not a curated record
UGCCGUGGGAAGUAGCAAUGCCCAUACUAUCCAUCGCGCGCCCACACCACAGCACCCACAAGCUCAGUUCCUUCUCGGCUAUGAUGCACAGAAUCUCAACACGCUACCUUGAUUUUGAACGUUAUGGAGUCGACAAACAAGGGCAAAGCAGACCUGGGGUACCGGAACCACGAGCAAGACGCUGUGAAAGAACUGGAGAUCAACGAACACAAGCCGCCACAUACCAGGUCAAUUCACACAAUUCAGUCCCAUACAGCGCACGCCAACAACACCAUCUCCUUGCGGGACGUUCUUCCCGUCUCGGUUCGACUCAGCCACCUUUCGAUAUCCGUUGAUGUUUCGUCCAACGCGUUCGCAAAACUAUUCUCGAAGAACAAGGCGUCGACAGGCCAGAGGGACGUGAAGAACAUCCUCGACGAUGUCUCUACGGACAUUCGGUCGGGUACCAUCACAGCCAUACUGGGUGGCAGUGGCAGUAGCAAAACAACCCUACUGAACAGCAUGAGCGGUCGCAUGAAAGCGACCUCCGGAUGCACUUUGUUUAAUGGUACCGAGGAUAUUUCGAGUAUCAAAAGUGCAUAUGUAAUACAACAAGACAUUCUGCUACCGACAUUGACCGUUCGAGAGACGUUGACAUAUGCUGCUCAACUACGCCUUCCGGCUUCCGUCACGCAGGCUGAAAGAAAGCAAUUGGUAGAAGAAGUCAUCGCAGAGUUGAGUCUGAAGGAGGCGGCGGAGACGCGAAUAGGGAAUCACGCGCACAAAGGCUGCAGUGGUGGCGAGAAAAGACGGACAAGUAUUGGGGUGCAGCUUCUUUCAAACCCAAGUGUGCUGUGGCUAGAUGAGCCAACUACCGGCCUCGAUUCGACGAGUGCUUACCAAGUCAUCAAGACGCUGCAGAACUUGGCGCGACAAGGACGCACGAUUAUCGUGACAAUCCAUCAGCCACGGUCUGAAAUCUGGAGUCUCUUCGACAAUGUCAUCCUGCUCACCCGCGGCAGCCCUGCGUAUGCUGGCAGCGCAAAAGACUGCCUUGACUAUUUCGCAAAACUUGGCCACGAGAUGCCACCAUUUACAAACCCGGCAGAGUACCUCAUUGAUGUGGUCAGUGUCGACAACAGGAGUAAAGAAGCCGAAGCUGUUGCUGAAGAAAGGGUACAGCGCAUCAAAGCAGCCUGGAGACAGCACUGUGAUGUGACAGUCAGCGAGAAGCAGCAGCAGCAUGUCGUUGCAGCUCGAGUCGAGCGAAACCCCAGAUCAUUGGCACCACGACAUUCCAGCAUGCUUCAGCAGAUCAGAGUGCUCACAUCAAGAACCUGGGUUGUGACCAUACGAGAUCCAAUGGGCAUGUUCGGUAGUCUCUUGGAAGCCAUCAGUAUGGCGAUCAUCACGGGAUGGAUCUUCUUACAUGUCGAUGGAUCCUUAUCUGGCAUCCGUUCUCGACAAGGCGCGUUGUACAACGCCGCUGCGCUCCAAGGCUACCUUAUCCUGCUCUUCGAGACAUAUCGUCUUACGGAUGACAUUCAGCUUUUUGACGAAGAAGCACGUCAGGGUGUUGUCAGCAUUCCGGCCUUCUUGAUCUCCAGACGAUUUGCACGCUUCUUCAUUGAAGAUCUCCCCGUGCCUCUUUUCUUCUCGGUUAUCUACUACUUCAUGGUUGGCUUUCGCGCCGAUGUUGGACAGUUUCUUACGUUCUUCAGCGUCAUUUUGUUACAACACUAUAUCGCUGUGUGCUUCGCCACGGUCUGUGUAGCCGUCUCGAGGAAUUUUGCAGGAGCCAGUCUUGUGGCAAAUCUUGCAUACACCUUGCAAUCGAUGGCCUGCGGGUAUUUCAUUCAGUCAAAUACCAUACCGAUCUAUGUAAGAUGGACCAAGUGGACUGCUUAUGUGUUCUACGCUUUCGGGGCUCUGUGCGCAAAUGAGUUCACAGGCAGCUUCUACGAUUGCCCUGUAGGUGGUUCAACUGAUGAGGCAUGUAAGGAGUACACUGGCGACUUCAUCAUGGAUUCACUCGGCUUCCCUAAUGACUGGGUAUGGCGUCCAAUUCUCGCUUUGACUGGAUAUAUCUUCGCAUUUUACGCAGGAGCAGCCGUCCUCUUAAGAUACUGGAAAGCCGAGAUCGCCAUGGCUCGAGCACGACCCUCUAAUAUGGAUGCAUCUGCUGGCAAAGAGAAGAUGAGCGAGCACACCCCCAGUGAAGUGCGAAUGAUUGACAUCCGUCUUGAAACAUUCGGUCUCGAUGUCGAAAAACGCACUCUACGAUCACAGACAACCAAGACGAUCCUCAACCCACUCACUGCAGAGUUCCGGCCAGGGUCUUUGAACGUCAUUAUGGGCCCGUCAGGGUCUGGAAAGACAUCACUACUGAACAGCAUGUCUGGUAGACUGAAAGACGACUUCUCGACAAGGUACAAGACGUCAGGUACAAUGACAUUCAAUGGUCUCGCGCCAUCCGAAGAUGUCGUUCAUUCGAUCUGCUCCUUCGUGCCCCAGGACGAUGAUGCUCUCCUGGCUUCCCUGACCGUUCGCGAAACUCUUUGCUAUGCUGCGGGUCUUCGCCUUCCGAAAUGGAUGUCCAAGCAGCAGAAGACACAAAAGGCCGAAGAAACCAUCCUCAAAAUGGGUCUGAAAGAUUGCGCAGACAACCUGAUUGGCAAUGAUCUUGUCAAAGGUAUCAGUGGUGGCGAAAAACGCAGAGUGACUAUUGCCGUCCAGAUCCUCACGGAACCACGGAUUCUUCUUCUCGACGAACCUCUUUCAGGGCUCGACGCAUUUACUGCACUAUCCAUCAUGGACGUUCUCCUGAGUCUUGCUCAUGAAGGCCGAACGCUCAUUGUCACGAUCCACCAGCCCCGCACAGAUCUAUUCGACCAAUUCGGCAACAUCAUGCUCCUCGCUCGUGGAGGCCACCCCGUCUUUGCGGGACCAGCUUCCCAGAUGCUCCCACAUUUUGCUGCCCAGGGCUACGACUGCCCUCUUCACGUGAAUCCCGCAGACUUCGCUCUCGAUUUGAUCACUGUCGAUCUACAGCACUUAGAACGCGAGGAAGCCAGUAGGGAGAAGGUCCGCAAACUGGUCGAAGCGUGGCAUCCUGACCUCGUCCCUACUACAAGAAUUGGCUCAAUCGCGACGCCAGCUGAGCUGGGUAGUCUGGCUCGCGAACCUGCAAGCUUUGCAGCGGCAUACCCAAUUCUCAUUCGUCGCGCUACGAAGAACUUCUUCCGCAUGCCAGACCUAAUCAUUGCACGCGUCAUGCAGGUUGUUGGUCUUGGCAUUGUUUUGGCACUCUUCUUCGCCCCGCUCAAAAACGACUACUUCUCUAUCCAGAACCGAAUGGGUUUCCUCAUCGAGAUUGCCCCGCUAUACUUUGUUGGUAUGCUGAACAACAUCGCCACCUACCCUGUCGAGCGAGACGUCUUCUAUCGCGACUAUGACGACCGCAUCUAUGGCGUUGAGGCCUUCUUCUUGACCUAUAUCUCAAUCACCACGCCUUUUGAAAUAAUUUCUUGCUUUGUAUUUGCAGUCCUUGCAGUCUUGGCUGUUGGUCUCGAGCGCGACGCUACCACGUACUUCGUGAUCACCUUCAAUGCGUUUUGCAUCACCAGCUGCGGUGAGAGUCUGGGUAUCGCUUUCAACACGCUGUUCAUGCAUACAGGCUUCAGCGUCAACAUUAUGAGCGUGUUCUUGAGCGUUGCGCAGGUCAUGGGUGGCGUCAUCUCGCUCAAUAUCCCAUCGUUCCUGCAAGCGUUCAACCACCUCUCCCCAGUCAAAUGGGCAAUUGGUAACAUGGCGCCUUACACACUCCGCGAUCUGCAGUUCACUUGCGAAGACUGGCAAAAGAUCAACGGACAGUGCCCCAUCACCACUGGACAACAGGUCUUAGAGUUGUAUAAACUAGACAAAGAUCCAGGGAUAUACAUUAUGGCGCUAGGAAUCUGCGCGAUAGUGUACCGAUUCUUGGCGUAUGUUGUGCUGAAGUGUGUAAAGGAGAGAUGGGUAGGGAGGUUAUGGAAGGAAAUAGGAGGUGGCAAGAAGAAUGCACCUGCCGGUACAGCUGUACAGAGUCGAGUUUUGACUGCCUCAGACUAACGGAAGACUAAGUUACCUAAUGGGCUACUUAUACCACAAGAAAGUGCUCAAACAAUGUGCGAUAUAAGCUCAAUAUCAGACAUCUCGAUGUAUUCUUCAGGACAAGGGUGUAAAGUCUGGCUCAUGGAAGUUUUUGUGAUGGGAAGACUGAAACAUCUUUGUUGUAAUCUAUUCGGUAUUCUAGGUAUGGCGGUUCCAUGGAAUAGUUGCUCCUCAUCCUGAAACAGAGACAGACUCGUGUAAAUCGGACAACUCCUGGCUAUUGGUCAUAACUUCGGGCAUUAGAAGGAUACACAACCAUAAAUUUCCUCCA